Molecule: messenger RNA, 2091 nt
Organism: Trichomonas vaginalis G3
Lineage: Eukaryota; Parabasalia; Trichomonadida; Trichomonadidae
Exons: 1
Coding region: 1-2091 (696 amino acids)
Source: RefSeq, a predicted model, not a curated record
AUGAAUGCUUAUGCAUUCAUAGCUCCAAAACAAGAACAUUGGUCCAAUAUGAAAACAAAAAUAUAUGUACAAGACAAUAUUCUCAUAUUGGAAGACACAGGAGCACAGUCAGGCUUUAAAAAAGCAUACUCAUUAGAUUCAAUUUACAACAACUAUGACGAGUUAUUUGCAUCUAUCAAGAUUGAUGGAUCUCAUAGGAUAUUCUUGCUAUACUCAUCAUAUAGUUUACCUCCAUUUCAAGAGUUGAAAAAUACGAUUAUAUCGUUUUUUUGCAAUUUUUAUCAAUUCUUUAUUUCACCAGUAUCUAUCAGUAUGGCAAGCUACUAUGAUAAGAAUGUUUACGAUUAUUUGAAUCAAAAAUACAAUAAUAACUCAUAUGAAUUAUUCUCUACGAGUAACCUUGAUCAGGCAUUAGAUUUGAUUGAUGUUUCGCUUAGUAAUAUUAAGAACAUAGAUAAAUCUGUAUUCGUUGCUCGAAUUGGCAGCAAUAAUUUUAUAGAACUCGUAAUUUUACCAAAAGCAGAAACUCUUGUUAGGGAAUCAGAUAUCCUAGACUUAUCGCCUAACCUGAAAAUGCUGCUAUUUCUCAAAAAAUCUCCAAAAUUGAAUCAAAAAACCUUAGAAACAGCAUGUAAGGUUUCGCCUUAUAUUAGACUAAUUGCAGAUUCUCUAAUUAAUACGAGAACUUCAUGGGUUUGCAACAUUAUAGAAUCUUCACCUUUGAUUUCAAAUACUGAACUGUUUAGAAUAUUCCAUAUAGCGAAUGGAACAACAUUUUCCAAUUUACGCUUGAACGAAAGCAUUUUUCACGGUGGAGAAAAAACAGAUGAAUUUAAUUCUCAGAUGCUUGAACAAAGACCAGAAAAUAACUUAUAUAGAGGUGAUUUGGCUCAACUCGACCCAGAAACAAGGAGAAAAAUGUUUCCUAAUUUGAAAUUUGAAUUUAAUACUCCAAAACCAAAUAAACAACCAAAACAAACCAAUAAUAUCAUUCAGAAACCAGAGACUCCCAUAAAAUCUCGUGAAAUACAAAUGCCACUCGAAGAAGAUGAAGAUGUUCAAAUUAUUGAAUCAAAUUCACCUAGAUCUCCAAUAUACCCGGUCGAAAGGAACUUAAAUAUAUCCAUUGGUGAUAAUGAAUAUUCCGGUUUUGACCUUGAUUUCGGAAAUAACUCUCAAUCAAAUCUCGGAUCUCCAUCAAGCUUCAAAAGUGAUGACAUUAGCUUUACAAGUUCUUUUUCCCGUAGGAAGAAGAAAGUUUCUCAAGAAUUAAUUUGGCCAGAAAGUUUAUUCGAAAUUAACGCUCCAGUUAACGUUGAUACAGUUGAAAAACUUAUUAAGGAGAUGAGUACCAUCCUACCUGAUGUAGCUGAAGAGUCAACUUAUGAGUAUGAAGAAGAUUCUGGAAUUGAAUCAUUUGGAAAGAUCGAACAGCUCUCAGAAUCAGAUUUUAAAGAAGCAGAAGUCACAUUGAAUUUUGAUAGUGAAGAUGAAUACGAUUCAACCGAAGUUUCUCCAUUUUCAAAUAAAUCAUCUAAACAAAUCAAAUCCAGAGACUUACCAUCAUUAGAUACUAAGUCAGAAAUAUCAGAUAAGCCAAAACAAAGUCCAAGUCCCAAUAAAGUCAUUCCAAUUAACUUGGCUGAACUAGAAGACAUGAAAAACCAAGUCAUAAAAAUGCAGGAGAAUCCAAAAGUCACUAUUGAACAUCAAACAGUUAAAUUUGUUAAUGAACCAAGUGUAAUUGCAAGAAGAGCUCGAAAUUUAGCAUUAGAUCCUAAUUCUAAUGCAGCAGAUCUAACUCUAGAAUCAUUGGAUCUACAAAAUGAAAUCCAAAAAGUUGAGAAUUCCCUUGAAGAGUCCAAAUCAGAAAUAAUCUCAUUAAAUCAAAAGGACCAAUGCCUUAAAAUGCAAAAUGCAACUUUAACAGAUAAUUUAACUCAACUUCGUGAUACAUUUAUACCAUUAAGACAAGCGAUUAUUACAAAAAGACUUUCAAAUGCUAAUUUCGAUUUCAAGAACUCGCCAAGAUGUGUAGAAAUGCUUCAAUGCAUUAGUAGCCUUCAAGAUCAGAUCAAAAAACUCCAAUAG